Fraxinus pennsylvanica is the source of this 1992-nucleotide messenger RNA. The record is from the annotation of a GenBank genome assembly. Lineage: Eukaryota; Viridiplantae; Streptophyta; Magnoliopsida; Lamiales; Oleaceae.
AUGGGAUCAAUGAAGGGAGCAAAGUUCGAUUCAUUGAUCUCACUGAGUCGACUCAGAUCGAUUCAGGCGUUGUUGGGUCUCUUGUUUUUGUAUCUACUAUUGGUGAGCUUUGAGAUUCCGUUAGUUUUGAGAACUGGGCUCGGGUUGGAGUCAUCUGAGGUCCAGUCCACUGAAAUCCUCAUCUCCCAUCCAAUUAUCAGAAGCGUAAAUGAUAACCAGUUUUCGAGAAAGGAGAAGGAGAAACAGGUUUUCCGGUUACCGGAGCGGAAGAUGGGCGAACAUAAGAAUAUUUCUGGCCUCAUUUUCGACGAAAAUGCGUUUAAUAAUAGCGUCAGUAAGGAUGCAAUCUCGGAGUUGCAUAGAGCAGCCAGGGACGCGUUUGUGCUGGGAAAGAAAAUUCUAGAGGAAUGCGAGUCGGGGAAAACCCGGGCCGCGGUAGAGAACCGGACGAUGAAGAUGGCCGCGGAGCCGUGCCCGAACUCUGUGUUUGUGUCUAGGGAGGACUUUUUGAAGAAGGAGAAUUUGAUGUUGAUACCGUGCGGGUUGUCUUUGGGCUCCCACAUAACAGUGGUGGGGAUGCCGCGGUGGGCCCGUGUGGAGAGCGAGUCAAGGAUCGGUCAGGUGAAAGAGGACGGGGAGAGCGUGAUGGUGUCGCAGUUCAUGAUGGAGUUGCAGGGACUGAAGUCUGUGGAUGGUGAGGACCCUCCGAAGAUACUGCAUUUUAACCCACGGAUUAAAGGGGAUUGGAGUGGCCGGCCGGUGAUUGAGCUGAAUACAUGUUAUCGGAUGCAGUGGGGAUCUGCACACCGGUGUGAGGGGUGGAGGUCCAGGGCCGAUGAGGAAACUGUUGAUGGACAGGUGAAAUGUGCAAAGUGGAUACUCGACAAUAAUAGUCGCUCUGAAGAAUCAAAGGCCACAUGGUGGUUGACAAGGCUGAUUGGGAGGACAAAGAAGGUUACGGUUGAUUGGCCAUACCCUUUUGUUGAGGGCAAGUUGUUUGUUCUUUCACUCAGUGCUGGGUUGGAAGGGUAUCAUAUUAAUGUAGAUGGGAGGCAUGUCUCUUCAUUUCCUUAUAGGCCUGGUUUUACUGUUGAGGAUGCCACAGGUCUGUUUCUAAAUGGGGAUGUUGACGUGCAUUCUAUUUUUGCUGCUGCAUUACCCACAUCGCAUCCAAGUUUUGCUCCACAGAGGAAUUUGGAGCUCUCAACAAAGUGGCAAGCCCCACCUCUUCCCAUUGGACCAGUGGAGUUAUUUAUUGGCAUCCUUUCUGCAGGCAAUCAUUUUGCUGAGAGAAUGGCAGUUAGAAAGUCCUGGAUGCAGCAAGGAGCAGUAAAGUCGUCAAAUUUUGUUGCUCGUUUUUUUGUAGCAAUGCAUGCAAGAAAGGAAGUGAAUGUGGAGCUUAUGAAAGAAGCAGAGUUUUUUGGCGAUAUUGUUAUAGUACCUUACAUGGAUAAUUACGACCUAGUCGUACUGAAGACUGUUGCAAUUUGCGAGUAUGGGGUACACACGCUGGCUGCAAAGUACAUUAUGAAGUGCGAUGAUGAUACCUUUGUAAGGCUAGAUGCAGUGAUGAACGAAGUGAAAAAAGCCCCAACUGGUAGAGGUUUGUACAUUGGAAAUAUCAAUUACUAUCACAAGCCCUUACGGCAUGGUAAAUGGGCAGUUACAUAUGAGGAAUGGCCAGAAGAGGACUAUCCGCCCUAUGCUAAUGGACCUGGUUAUAUUGUGUCGUCUGACAUAGCACAGUACAUUGUAUCCGAUUUCGAGAAACAUAAACUCAGAUUAUUUAAAAUGGAAGAUGUUAGCAUGGGAAUGUGGAUAGAAAAAUACAACAGGUCAACACCAGUCCAGUACGUGCACAGCUUGAAGUUCUGUCAGUUUGGAUGCAUUGAAGGUUAUUUUACAGCACACUACCAAUCUCCUAGACAGAUGAUCUGCUUAUGGAAGAAAUUGCAGCAUCAAGGAAAACCAGACUGCUGCAAUAUGAGAUGA